Messenger RNA from Zophobas morio, 2988 nucleotides. It is a transcript of the gene AP-1-2beta, whose product is annotated as AP-1 complex subunit beta-1. The coding region runs from base 118 to 2871 and encodes 917 amino acids. The transcript has 9 exons. NCBI's taxonomy places the organism in Eukaryota, Metazoa, Arthropoda, Insecta, Coleoptera, Tenebrionidae. The record is from RefSeq and is a predicted model, not a curated record. Gene Ontology annotation, biological process: vesicle-mediated transport; intracellular protein transport. Gene Ontology annotation, molecular function: clathrin binding. Gene Ontology annotation, cellular component: membrane coat; clathrin adaptor complex.
CGUAGCAACUGUCACUGUCAUCUCGCGUGUUCUGUCAGUUGUCGGCAAAAGUAGGCGUUUUUGCCCUCGAAUAGUGUUUGUGUGGACAGAUUAAAGGGCAACUAAGGACCAUCCGCUAUGACGGACUCCAAGUAUUUCACAACUACCAAAAAAGGUGAAAUAUUCGAACUAAAAUCAGAACUCAACAAUGAUAAAAAGGAGAAGAAGAAAGAAGCCGUCAAAAAGGUGAUCGCCUCGAUGACAGUCGGCAAAGACGUCUCAGCUCUAUUCCCCGACGUCGUCAACUGCAUGCAAACCGACAACCUCGAGCUGAAAAAACUCGUGUACUUGUACCUGAUGAACUACGCCAAGUCGCAGCCCGACAUGGCCAUCAUGGCCGUCAACACCUUCGUCAAGGACUGCGAGGACCCGAACCCGCUCAUCAGGGCGCUGGCCGUGCGGACGAUGGGCUGCAUCCGGGUGGACAAGAUCACCGAGUACUUGUGCGAGCCGCUGAGGAAGUGCCUGAAGGACGAGGACCCGUACGUGCGCAAGACAGCGGCGGUGUGUGUGGCCAAGUUGUAUGAUAUUUCGUCGGGGUUGGUGGAGGAUCAGGGGUUUCUGGAGCAGUUGAAGGAUUUGUUGAGCGACUCGAAUCCGAUGGUUGUGGCGAAUGCGGUGGCGGCGUUGUCGGAGAUCAACGAGAGUAGUCCUACAGGGCAGCCUUUAGUGGAACUCAACCACGCCACCAUCAACAAACUCCUCACCGCCCUCAACGAGUGCACCGAAUGGGGCCAGGUCUUCAUCCUCGACUCCCUCUCCAACUACAACCCCAAGGACGAGCGCGAGGCCCAGAGCAUCUGCGAGCGCAUCACCCCCCGCCUCGCCCACGCCAACGCCGCCGUCGUCCUCUCGGCCGUCAAAGUCCUCAUGAAGAUGAUGGAGAUCCUCGCCGGCGACACCGAGUUCUGCGGCACCCUCAGCAAGAAACUCGCCCCGCCCCUCGUCACCCUCCUCUCCUCCGAGCCCGAGGUCCAGUACGUGGCCCUGCGCAACAUCAACCUCAUCGUCCAGAAGAAGCCCGACAUCCUCAAGCACGAAAUGAAGGUGUUCUUCGUCAAGUACAACGACCCGAUCUACGUCAAACUCGAGAAGCUGGACAUCAUGAUCCGGCUGGCGUCGCAGGCCAACAUCGCGCAGGUCCUCAGCGAGCUGAAGGAGUACGCGACGGAGGUGGACGUGGACUUCGUGCGCAAGGCGGUGCGGGCCAUCGGGCGGUGCGCCAUCAAGGUGGAGCCGUCGGCGGAGAGGUGCGUCUCGACGCUCCUGGAUUUGAUCCAGACGAAAGUGAACUACGUGGUGCAGGAGGCGAUCGUGGUGAUCAAGGACAUAUUCAGGAAGUAUCCGAAUAAGUAUGAGAGUAUUAUUAGUACGCUGUGCGAGAAUUUGGAUACUUUGGAUGAACCGGAGGCGAGGGCGAGCAUGGUGUGGAUUAUAGGUGAAUAUGCUGAGCGCAUUGAUAACGCCGACGAGCUUCUGGAUAGCUUCCUCGAGGGCUUCGCCGACGAGAAUGCCCAAGUCCAGUUGCAGUUGCUGACCGCGGUCGUGAAGCUCUUCCUCAAGCGUCCGGCGCACACCCAGGCCUUGGUUCAGCACGUGUUGAGUUUGGCUACCCAGGACUCCGACAACCCCGAUUUGCGCGACCGCGGGUUUAUUUACUGGCGUCUGUUGAGUACUGACCCCGCAGCCGCCAAGGAGGUGGUGCUCGCCGACAAGCCUCUCAUUUCCGAGGAGACCGACCUCCUGGAGCCUACGCUCCUCGACGAGCUGAUCUGCCACAUCUCGUCUUUGGCUAGCGUCUACCAUAAACCGCCUACCGCCUUCGUGGAGGGUAGGAGUGCCGGGAUUAGGAAGACGUUGCCGGCGAGGCAGGGCUCAGUCGAGGAGACCAACGCCCAGGAGGCUACGGUGAUCCCCAAUCAGGAGUCCCUGAUCGGGGAUUUGUUGUCGAUGGACAUUGGGAGCACGGUGACGCAGGCUGCGCCUGCGGCGCCGCCAACCAGCAAUGUGGAUCUACUCGGAGGCGGACUAGAUGUUCUGUUGGGUGGGGCGUCGGAUUUGUCCAGUGGGGGCGUGGCUCCGUCCACCACCGGCCUUCUAGGAGACAUAUUCGGGUUGUCGUCGUCGCCCACAAUGUACACGCCCCCGAAAACCUGUUGGCUACCAGCUGAGAAGGGGAAAGGGUUAGAGAUCAUGGGGACAUUCGCGAGGAGGAACGGACAAAUGACAAUGGACUUAAGCUUUACGAAUAAAGCUAUGCAGGCUAUGAGCGGCUUCGCCAUCCAGUUCAACAAGAACAGCUUCGGGAUUGCCCCCGCCGCUCCGCUCAACCUCGGGGCUCUCCAGCCAGGCCAGACGCUCGAGUACAACCUCCCCCUGAGUACUAACGGCCCUGUCCAGCGUAUGGAGCCCCUGACGACUUUACAAGUGGCCGUGAAGAACAACGUAGACGUGUUCUACUACGCUUGCCAGAUGCACAUUCAAGUGUUGUUUGUCGAAGACGGCACUCUAGAUAAACGCGUCUUCUUGACUACCUGGCGCGAUAUACCCUCGGCUAACGAGGUGCAAUAUACGCUUAGCGACCUCAAGGGUAACGCUGAUGCCAUUUCGGCGAAAAUGACACACAACAACAUCUUCACGAUAGCCAAACGAAACGUUGAGGGGCAAGAUAUGUUGUACCAGUCGCUCAAAUUGACGAACAACAUUUGGGUCCUGUUGGAGUUGAAGCUGCAGCCAGGAGUAAACCACGCGACUUUGAGCCUAAAGUCAAGGUCGGUGGAGGUGGCUCCCUACGUUUUCCAAGCGUACGACGCAGUAGUUAAGAACGUUUAGACGAGUAGAUAGAGCAUUCCAUGUUUUGUGUUAUUUUAUUAUAGGAGUUAUGUAUGGAAAUUAUUAAAAUGAGCUAAUGUAUUAGUAAAAUUUAUUAAUAAAGAUGAUACAACUUAA